This is a messenger RNA of Hyalella azteca, 2547 nucleotides long. RefSeq names its product secreted protein C-like. The transcript has 3 exons. NCBI's taxonomy places the organism in Eukaryota, Metazoa, Arthropoda, Malacostraca, Amphipoda, Hyalellidae. Bases 145 to 1863 code for a protein of 572 amino acids. The record is from RefSeq and is a predicted model, not a curated record.
ACCAUUCAAAAUAAUUUAAACUCAUUCCAGAUGUUCUUCCAAAGUCCAAGUUCCUCUUCUCUUGACUAAAGGCAAAAAUUGUUCCAAGUUCGAAUUUUCUUGAAGAAUAGAAAAAUCCUUACGCAGAGCGCAUCGGAUAAAUAAAUGGUUAGCUUUACCUUCUCGGCUUUUGUACUGGCUCUUGCGUGGCCAGUCAUCGUCGUCGGUGAGAAUGUGGAAUCAUCAGCCUACGACACUAGGCAGAAAAAAUUUUCCGGAGCAGAAUACGGAACAAACGCCGAUGUCCGGUUCCAAGCGCACCCAAAUAACAGCAAUUAUUAUUCAAAUAAUGCGUGGGAUGGUCACACCAUAAAUGCUACUCGUGGAACUGAUCCAUCAGAUCCAAAUAUCGAGUAUGGGUCACGAAGAGGAUCAUUUACAAGUGAUCCGACAAGAUUGGCUAGUGGAUGGCCAGAAUAUUAUCAAUCUCGUGGAUCAACUUCAAGUUAUCCUGCUGGGUCAUUCAGCUGGUCGUCCCAGAAUUAUUCAUCUGGAUCGACUACAGGGUCAACUCAAAGUUAUCCAUCUGGGUUAUUCAGCUGGUCUUCCCAGAAUUAUCCAUCUGGAUCGACUACAGGGUCAACUCAAAGUUAUCCAUCUGGGUUAUUCAGCUGGUCGUCGCAGGAUUAUUCAUCUGGAUCGACUACAGGGUUAACUCAAAGUUAUCCAUCUGGGUUACUCAGCUGGUCUUCCCAGAAUUAUCCAUCUGGAUCGACUACAAGGUCAACUCAAAGUUAUCCAUCUGGGUCAUUCAGCACGUCUUCCUUGAAUUAUUCAUCUGAACCACAAAGAGAAAUAUCUCAACGUUAUCCCGCUGGUUCAUUCAGCGGGUCCUACUCGAAUUAUUCAUCUGGAUCAGUAAGUGGAUCAUCUCAAAGUUAUCCUGCUGGGCUAUUCAGCGAUUCUCCCUGGAAAUAUUCAUCUGAAUCGGCUUCUCCAAAUUCUUCAUUUGAAUCAGACAGAGGUUCGUCUCAAAAUUAUCCAUCAAUAUCAGACAGAGGAUCAGCUAACAAUUUUCCGUCACAAUCAGACAGAGGAGCGUCUCAAAAUUAUCCAUCAAAAUCUUACAGAGGAUCAGCUAACUAUUUUCCGUCACAAUCGGAUCAAAAUUAUGCAUCGGGAUCAGAUUGGAGAACAACUCAAAACAAUCAUUCAAACUCAGUUCAAAAUUAUCAAUCAGUAUCAGACAGGGGAACUCCAAACAUAUAUCCAUCUGGAUCGGCUGGGAAUUACAAUACGCCAGGAAUAGUGCAAUCGGAUAGUGCAUCAUUUUCUACAAGUAUCGGGAAUAAUUUCACUACGUAUUCCGAUGCAACGAAAAAGUUUGAGUACGAAUGGAAAUUUCCGAAUCCUCAAUUCACACAGAAUUCUGGUAUCGCAUCAUCGGCACCCAAUUUCACGAGUCAGAAUUACGGCCAAAGUUAUUCGAGUCCGAAUAAUUUAACACAAUAUUCAGGUUCUUCUACAAACUUUUCCAAAGAUCUAUUGUAUAUGAACUCUAAUUUUGGUCUCGAAGCUCAGAAGGCUCCGACUGAGGAGGAUCUUGGUUCCUUUCUCUUUUUAGAGCACGAAAAGAAAACCAACUCCACAAAAAAAGUGCAAUUCCUAUUGAAGCAGCGCUUGGCAAAUGACUUGAACGACUAUCACCAUUCAGUAUCAAAGAACCCUUAUCGACGAGACAGACCAAGCUCUAUUAAAAUAUCACCGUUCGAAGAAAAACGGCUUAGCGGUCAAACCAAGCCUUACGAAUCUUUUCAGUCGCGAUAUUACGUCGAGGAUAUCAUCCCAUUCACUAUCUUCAAGAAGGAGAGUAAUGUUGGGUGAUUGCUAUAUUCAAGCUUACAACAUAAUGACCUUAUAUACCGAUAUAAACUACUAUAGGGACGACCAGAUCUGAUUAUUCACAUCAAUUAUUCACAUUAAAAACAGCGUUGUCUGAAAAUUUUUCGCAAGGAAUUUCUUACUAUAAUUUUUGACGUAGUGAUGAGGGAGGGUGAAGUGAGAUCUAGCCAAUAUAAUAAUUACGAAAUAAGAUAAUAUUAAUGCGAGUGUCUUAAUUUUAAAAGUUUAAUUUUAUUGUUUGGGAACAGCAAAGAGAUUUAAAACUUAUUAGAAUAAAAUUCAAAUUAUGAAAACUUCCUCUAUGCCUGUUAUGACCAAGUGACUCAUUUCAUAUGCUUAAUUGUAUAUAUUUGUACGUAUAUUUAGUUUAUACCGUUGUUGACAUGAACCUUAAGUGAAAUGUUUCGAUGUUAAUUUUUGUUGAUUUUGAAUUAAUGGGAUAACUUGAUGAUUUGAUACACGUUAGAGUUCUUCGCAAGAAUCCAUUUCUUUGGGAUUUCGCACUUGAGAAAAAAUAUCUUUGUACAUAUCGAGAUGGACUACAAACAAUGGAACUAUCCAGGUCCAAGUGCCUAUGUAUUCUGUAAAAAUACGUCUUUCUAUAAAAAUUCGUGUUCAUCUCGAGAAAAAAACACAGCUGGAAACUCAAUAGAAUAGAAUAGAAGU